This is a messenger RNA of Ceutorhynchus assimilis (cabbage seed weevil), 1269 nucleotides long. NCBI's taxonomy places the organism in Eukaryota, Metazoa, Arthropoda, Insecta, Coleoptera, Curculionidae. The record is from the annotation of a GenBank genome assembly.
AUGGAGAAAAAAAUUUCAUUUUUACAGAAAUUGCGCGAGUAUAAAGAGAUACUGGAUGGGAAAUUUUCCGAUAAGGUAUCAAGUGAAAAAAAACAGCAAGCAUGGGAAGAACUUUUACAAUAUGCCAAAUCAAUUGGGAUGGUGUCCGAGAGUUGUACAAAAGAAAAGCUGAGAGACACAACUUGGGGAAAUUGGAAAAGACGUGCCAAGGAAAAACUUGAUAAAAGUCGGCAAACCGGAAGUGGAAAAGUGAUUUUGACUGAACUGGAUAAUUUGGUUUUGGAUAUUUUGGGCAGAAAUACUCCGGGGGUGAUGGGCAUGACAGGAGUGUCAUCGGAUAGUGAAGAUACCGAUGAAGAUAAAUGUAACAGUGUAGUACCUACAAAUUCAUCCAGCAGCAAGAUCAAUAAACGAAGAACCGCCAAAACCUACACCACAAAAAGAAGAAAGGCAGCUCUAGUUGAUGCUCAAAAAUAUAAAAAUCAGUUAGAAUGCCUUGCUCUAGAAAGACAGCUUCAGUUGCCUUCUACUGCUUUAACGGAUAAUUUAAUGACAGAUUCCAGCUUGUCACAGGUGCCAGAGGAAAUAUCUUUUCCCGAAGAAGAUGAUAAUUCAAAUAUUAACACUGUUGAUGGUACAUCCGACAUAGAUAACGUUUGUGUGUUUGGAAAAUCAAGGCAUAUUUUGGUAAAAUUAACAUCGUUCUUAAAGAGUAGGGAGAUACUGACCAAUUGUAAGAAACUCAAAGGAACAGGAGUUAGUAUUUCGGAAGACCUAAGCAAAGAAGAAAGAGAAGAAAAUAAAAUACUACGUAAACAUCUGAAAGAAGCGAAAGAGCAAAAAUUGAACGCUUACAUAAAAAACAAUCAGCUCGUAGUAAACGGUCAAGCCUAUACAGCGGAAGAAUUACAAAAAGAAGAAGAAACAGAAAUACAAAACUUAAAUAAACCAAACAGUGCUCCACCAACUCCCAACGCACGUCCUAGACAAUUCUCUAUCGAAGACGGUGACAAACUAGAAGAGUUCGAAAGUACAGUUAAAAUAAAUAACAAAAUACCGGAAAGGCUAGAGGACAAAGUAUUUAUUGGAAAAAAAGGAGAAGAAAAAGAAAGUUCAUCGAAAAUUGGCAAAGAAGACAAGAAGAAAAUACGAGAAAAACAGAAGAAAGAACCCGCUGUAAGAAAAUCGUCGCGCACUGAGGCGCUACGGUCUCUAAACUUAGGUCUAAAAACACCACCUGCUACUAACUCUACUAACAUUAGAAAAUAG